AUGGCUCAGGACAAGCAAGCGGCAGCCACAGCCACCGCUGCCGACCAAGACUUGGUCGGCAGUGAGCGGCGGUCAAGCGACGCGAGCAGGGACAGGGCGAUCCCGCUGCGGAUCAAGAUUCUGGCCGUCGUGCUCGUCAGUCUGAUCGGAUUCGGGUCGCACUGGAGCGGCGGCGUGACGGGAGCCAUGAAGAGCACCAUCAAAAAGGUACGUUUGGACGUGCGUGAAGAGGAGCGAGGCCGUGCUGACACAGGGGGGCGGCAGAAACUGCGCAUCAACAACGCCCAGUAUGCCGUCUUGGAGGCGAGCCAAGACUUUAUCAAGACGGCCCUGAUCUUGGUGAGCGGCCUUGUGACGGACAGAAUCGGCGGCGCGAGCGCGAUGCUCUGGGGAAACGCCGUGUACAGCGUCGGCGCCAUCCUGAUAGCCGCCGCCGCCACCGUCCGCAGCUACAAGUUCAUGAUUGUCGGCGUCGUCGUCCAGGCCCUGGGAGACGUGGCCACCCAGGUGGCCCAGUACAAGGUCUUCUCGUCGUGGUUCGCGCCGUCCAACGGAUUCGCGUCGACGCUGGGCUUCGAACUCGGACUCGGCAAGAUUGGCGGGUUUGUGGGAAAGGCCACGGCCAACGUGAUUGCCGCCAGGACGGGAGACUUCAAGUGGGUGUACUGGUGCGCCGUCUUCAUGAACCUGUUCACCAACGCGGCGACGCUCGCGUUUUGGCUCUUCACGCGCUGGUGCGAGAGACGCUAUGCCGGGACGCGUGAUCCCGCCACGGGCGAGAGGCUGACGGAGCGCAACAAAAAGUUUGAGUGGUCCAAGAUGCUGCGGAUGCCGUGGCCGUUUUGGCUCGUGGCCGCGUUUACCAUGUUCCAGACCUCGACGGCGUCCGUCUUCUCCCAGAACGCGACCGAGUUCGCGGAGCAGCGAUUCAAGGUGUCUGCCGAGACUGCGGGCUGGUAUUCCGCCAUGUCCAAGUACCUUGGCUUCUUCCUGGUGCCCGUCCUGGGCGUCUUCAUCGACGUCUUCGGCCACCGCCUCAGCAUCAUGGUGGUGUGCGCCGCCGGCAUGAUGCUGUCCAUGUGUCUGGCGGCAUGGGGCCCGACGGUCAAGGGAACUGCGGCCAGCUUCGGCGUGUUUGCCUUUGCUGCGUCCCUGGGCCCUACCGUCAUCAUAGACAGCAUACGGACAGCCAUGUUCUACCAGGAGGUCUUUGGAUCGGGCUACGCCAUCAAGAACGCCAUCAACAACAGCAUGAACAUCAUGAUACGAAUCGUCACGGGAGUGAUCCAGGAUCAGGACCGCGACAGCUACGACAGGGUCGUCAUCGUCUACGUCUUCCUGUCGGCGAGUUCUGUGGUUGUCGGACUCAUCAUGCUUGUUUGGGGGUACUUUGAUGUCAUUCUCGGUCGGCUGCAGUGGACGAGGAAGCAACGACUUGCAAAGGGACACCUGAUCAACAAGCGAAAAGAGGCAUUCGAAAACGACGAGUAUGCGGAGAGGAAUCGCAUCGUCAGCAUGUCCUGUUUUGGAGCGGUGAUUUUCAUGAUACUGGGGGCCUGGGCAGCGUACUUUUGGGGAAUCGCUACGGGCAACAACAAGUAA
Molecule: messenger RNA, 1602 nt
Organism: Metarhizium album ARSEF 1941
Lineage: Eukaryota; Fungi; Ascomycota; Sordariomycetes; Hypocreales; Clavicipitaceae
Product: MFS transporter
Exons: 2
Coding region: 1-1602 (533 amino acids)
Biological process (GO): transmembrane transport
Molecular function (GO): transmembrane transporter activity
Source: RefSeq, a predicted model, not a curated record